Messenger RNA from Temnothorax curvispinosus, 921 nucleotides. RefSeq lists its product as uncharacterized. The transcript has a single exon. The coding region runs from base 1 to 921 and encodes 306 amino acids. The record is from RefSeq and is a predicted model, not a curated record. Lineage: Eukaryota; Metazoa; Arthropoda; Insecta; Hymenoptera; Formicidae.
AUGCGAAAAAAACUGAACAAUCAAACACGGAAGGCAAAACGUACUAAAUAUCGUGUGGAAUUAUUAAUGCAGUCAUUGAAAAACAAAGAAGCUGAAAUUGUUGCUAUUCAGGAUCAAACAUUGAAUGAAAAGUGUUCAGCAUUAAAAGUACCCGCCACCCAGAGAAUAGCUUUAAAAGAAAUUAUUGCAGCUGCGUCAAAAAAACACGAUCGAGGCCGACGUUACACGGACGAAUGGAUCAUGUUAUGUGUUUUAAUGAAUAUUUGGUCACCUGGAUUUUAUGAAUUCCUGCGCAAAAACAAUGUUAUGCCGUUGCCGUGUACAAGAACAAUUCGAAACUAUAUUUCUCUUAUCAACACCAAAUGUGGCUUUGAUGAACACUUUGCACAACUGUUAAAAAAACAAUUCGAGACUAGAACGCCACUACAACGUCAUGGUGUGUUGCUGUUAGAUGAAAUUAAUCUUCGAAAAUCCGUUGCUGUUUGUUCUAAAAAUCUCACGUACGUUGGUUUGACGGAUUUGGGUGAUGAUGAACAGCAAUCUACAGAUCUGAGUGAACAAGCAACUCAUGGUCUCGUCCUGAUGUUUCAAUUACUAGCAGACAAAUAUACACAACCAGUGGCAGUUUUUGCUUCGAAAAAUCCCGUAAAAGGCGAAGAACUUGCAAAAUUGGUAGCAAAAGCAGUUGUAUACAUAGAAAGCAUUGGGGCAAAAAUACACGGAGUAAUUGCGGACGGCGCAAAAACAAAUACAAAGAUGUGGUCCAUAUUGGAUAUAAAAAUUUGUCAUCAUGACAUGAAGACAUGGUUCACUCAUCCACUUGAUAACGACCGGAAAAUAUUUGUCUUCUGUGACACGCCCCAUUUAAUAAAAAACGUUCGGAAUCGCUUAUAUAAUAAACGCCGUUUAAGGGUAAAUUGA